AUGUCAGCUGAAGAUAUGGAGACAAAAUAUGGAUAUGAAGUGGGUCCAAGUGUUGCAGUGUAUGCCUAUCAGAAAGGGCGUAGGGGGGUGGAUGAAAGUGAUCUAUGGUAUGGAAAAUCGAAUCUCUACGGGUGGACAAGCGUGCAAAAGCUUCACAGCCUUUUUGGGUCAAAAUCAGAUGGAAGCCAAGAGCUAUUGGAAUCAGAUUUAUCCGAGUGGAUGGAGGCUGCAGUGUUAGCUGAUGUCACAGAGGUAGUCAAGUUUGAUGAGAUAUCUGGGGUGCUAAAACCUUGGGAUGGUCUAUACACCGUUGGUCUGCAAGCUCUUCACCACCCAAACUGCAGGAUGAUUCAAUUCACUUGUCAUGCAUCUCAACUUGCAACAAACCCUACAGUCCAGACAAGGAGAUCCAACGGUUCUGCUCAAAUUGCAACUGGUGGUAUCAUAUCAGAUGUCUUGAUGCACUUUCACCAUUGGGGUCUAUCAAAUCUCACUUGCCACCCUACUGAAGUCCAAGCUCAUCACAAAGUAGACCAACUUUUCAAAGCAUCAUUUGCUGUCCGGUUGAACGUGGUAUCACAGCUGGAGUGUUUGGUAAUGGAUGGGGAAUACAUCAGGCACGCCAAUGGUACAACCAGUUGGUGA
Suillus plorans is the source of this 645-nucleotide messenger RNA. RefSeq lists its product as uncharacterized. Lineage: Eukaryota; Fungi; Basidiomycota; Agaricomycetes; Boletales; Suillaceae. The transcript has 6 exons. Bases 1 to 645 code for a protein of 214 amino acids. The record is from RefSeq and is a predicted model, not a curated record.